Messenger RNA from Gongylonema pulchrum, 183 nucleotides. NCBI's taxonomy places the organism in Eukaryota, Metazoa, Nematoda, Chromadorea, Rhabditida, Gongylonematidae. The record is from the annotation of a GenBank genome assembly.
AUGGGAAGUGGCACUGGACCGUCCUUCAUCGACAUCCUGAUGAUGAACAAAUACUACAACUGUCUUAGUGCAAAUGCCCAAAUAAACUUGAUUGUCAGAAUGGUGGAUAUGCUCAUCCGAGGGACUGCAAUCGAUGUUUGUGCCCGUCUGGAUAUGGUGGAAAAUACUGCCAGCAAAAUGUAA